ACACAUUCGAUUCGACCACGUGUGAAGACACACUCCUGCAUCAUGAGCUCGGAGAUGGCACCCUCGGCUUUGGAGUCCAACAUCCGCGAGAAGGGCACGAACGCUUACUACUAUGCGCACAAGAAGCGCCACGACGUUGAAGUCCACGCAUGGGACGGCCAGUGCGAGCCGCGCCUCCUUGCCACCUCCGAGGCGCCGGCGCCGAUCUCCAAGGACAAGGCCAUCACGGCGUACGCCUGGGCGGACGGCAAGAAGGCAGUCACCGUCUACGUCGACCUCGCCGGCAUUGGUGCCAUUGCCGAUGACAACAUUGUGCUCGAGUGGGCCGCGCGCUCCAUUGACGUGCGCAUCCGCGGCCUGGACGCGACGGGCGCCGACCUCGUCUUCAAGAUCAAGACCUUGUACGAGGACAUUAUGAACGCGACGCUCAAGAAGAAGGACGACAAGAUCGUGCUGCGUCUCACCAAGGCCAAAGAGCUCACGUGGUACUCGCUCAAGAAGGACCACCCCUAAGACAUGAGAUAAUCCGUUUGAUUUAUAGCUAUAAGAACUAAGUGCUCGCAGAGGGACUUGGGACAGGCAUAAAGUACUGCAGCGAGAGCGCAUCCGCAAACCGCUUGGCGUACAUCUUUGGCUCGACGAUCGUGGGCGCGUCCUGGCCCGCGAUCAUCGUGACGCUCUUUC
Saprolegnia diclina VS20 is the source of this 684-nucleotide messenger RNA. RefSeq lists its product as hypothetical. Lineage: Eukaryota; Oomycota; Saprolegniomycetes; Saprolegniales; Saprolegniaceae. The transcript has 2 exons. Gene Ontology annotation, cellular component: nucleus. The record is from RefSeq and is a predicted model, not a curated record. Bases 43 to 513 code for a protein of 156 amino acids.